This is a messenger RNA of Malania oleifera, 1165 nucleotides long. Its product is annotated as protein PLANT CADMIUM RESISTANCE 2-like. The transcript is spliced from 4 exons. Bases 316 to 873 code for a protein of 185 amino acids. NCBI's taxonomy places the organism in Eukaryota, Viridiplantae, Streptophyta, Magnoliopsida, Santalales, Ximeniaceae. The record is from RefSeq and is a predicted model, not a curated record.
GUUGCGUGCUCAUUGUGUGCAGUGACCGGGCAAUAUAAAAAGAUAACCCAAUCUUUUAAUGUCAAUCUUUCAUAUCUUCAGAGUCCUCCACUUCCUUCUGGGCCCCCCUGAUGGGCUAAUGAGGUCUUCACGUCAUAUAUGGCUGGCUGUACAGUAGGGUAGACUCAAUCAUGGCCGACUCUUGACUCUCUCUCUCUCUCUCACUAUUAAUCUCCAGAAACAGCCUUCGCAUCUUGUCCCAAAGAAGCAAACCCUCUUCUGCGCUUCAAUUUUUUUGCCCUUUUCUUGGUUUCUUCACCUGCUGCCAAAUCCAUCAUGCACUCCUCAAAUGACUAUCAGAAGUUUCCGACCGCUACGCAGGCGCCGUCCAUGUACGGUACUCAACCCCCAGCAACCGGUGUUCCGAUCACCGCCGGCGCCCCGGCUUACCUUCAGCCCACCUCCGGGCGUCCGGUCCCAUGGUCCUCCGGCCUCUGUGAUUGUGGCUCCGACGUCUCAAACUGUUGCAUAACAUGCUGGUGCCCGUGCAUCACCUUUGGGCAAAUUUCAGAGAUUGUUGACGAAGGAUCAACCUCAUGCGCAACAAACGGAGCAAUCUACGCACUGCUUGCGGUGUUGACUGGAUGUGGGUGCAUCUACUCGUGCACUUACAGAACAAAGAUGAGAAGGCGAUAUCAGCUGGAAGAGCGUCCCUGCGGUGACUGCCUUCUUCAUUGCUGCUGUGAGGCCUGCGCUCUGUGUCAAGAACAUCGCGAGCUCAAAUCCCGUGGGUUUGACAUGUCCAUUGGAUGGCAAGGAAAUAUGGACCGACAAAGUGGAGGGGUGGCAAUGGGUGCAGUCCCCCCUUCAGUCCAGCAUGGCAUGCAGCGCUAGAGACAGAACUUGAGAGAGAGAGAGAGAGAGAGAGAGGGAGUAUGCUAUUGCAGUAGUUUAUAUACAUAUACAAUGUAUGAAAUAUCUGGCUAUUUGGAUUUUUUCCAAGUACCAUAUAUGGAAUAUACACAUGUCAUGACUUUGAUCACUGGUCAAGAAUAAGAGAAAAACGGUUUGAGGAGACGAGUAUAUUUCGGGAGAUCACUUAAGUUAGAUAGUCUGGGAGGAUUAUACAUUUGUAAUAACAAAAAUAUGGAUAAUGAAAUAAGAUGAGAUGUGAGAUUCAAUAGUA